This is a messenger RNA of Aphanomyces invadans, 351 nucleotides long. RefSeq lists its product as hypothetical. The record is from RefSeq and is a predicted model, not a curated record. Bases 1 to 351 code for a protein of 116 amino acids. The transcript has a single exon. NCBI's taxonomy places the organism in Eukaryota, Oomycota, Saprolegniomycetes, Saprolegniales, Verrucalvaceae.
AUGGACCCAGACAUCGUCGGCGCAUGGACGAGCACGGAAGCGUUUGGUAACACGGCGUUGGACUGGAGCGAGGAUGUGAAGGCUGGUAAAGCUGUUCUUCACCUCAACUUUUCCGAGGACGGAAGCGUUCUCUUUGACGUGAGUGGACCGAGAUCGUAUGUUCAUGUGCUGCCAAGCGUGACAUUCCACUGCACAGCGAAGAACGGGUUGCUCACAAUUCCUGAAGAUGCUUCUGGCCUCGUCUGGAACUACCACGUCGAAGACCAAAGUACCCUUCAAAUACGUCUCGUGGGGGCAAAGCGAUUUGCGCGAUGCAAAGGCGUGGAUACGAUAUACCUGACGCGACGAUAA